This is a messenger RNA of Kogia breviceps (pygmy sperm whale), 2582 nucleotides long. NCBI's taxonomy places the organism in Eukaryota, Metazoa, Chordata, Mammalia, Artiodactyla, Physeteridae. The record is from RefSeq and is a predicted model, not a curated record.
CACUCCUGCGGGCCCUUGGGCAAAUCCCUGCCCUUUUGGGCCAGUGGAUGAUCAGGGGGCGGAGGGAGCUGGCUCAGGCCCAUGUCUCCCCGAGAGCCCGCCCUUCUUGGCAGGCCGGCCAGGGUGAGGUGGGGUGGGCACGCCCUGGGCCCCUCAGAAUUCCCGGUGUCAGGGCCUCCCUCCCUGCCGCCUCCUUGAGCCUCACUGUGGAGGGCCCGGCAGCUGGCUGGCCUGCAAGUAUCUCUUCCUCCUCCCACUGGUCUGCUUGCCCCUUGUCCCAGGGACCAGCAGACCCUUCCUGAGGGCCCCAGGCGGCUCCUGAGGCCGCCUCCUCCCCCUCCCCACUGGCUGGGUGGGGGUGGGAAGGGGGAGGGUGCAGCCAGCUGAGCCCCGAUGAUUUCCUGCCCUCACCCGGUGCUUACCACAGCUUCCUGCCGCAGGCAGGCAGGCGCUGAGGAGAGGCAGGCACAGAGCCCAGGGGCAGGUAGGGCUGGGGCACAGGGUUUGUGUAGGGGUGGCUGGCACCCCAGACUCCAGGCCAGGGCCUGGUGUUCAAGGGUCUUCCAGAGCCCGCGCUGACGCUCGCUGAGCCCACUGAGGGGAGGAGACCCAGGGAGCCCCCGAGGAGGGCGCGGCUGCCCCCCACGAGGCUCCCAGCCUGGUGCCCGCUUGGCUCCUCUACCCUUUCUGGCCUGGCCCUUGCCCUGCUGCUCCGUCCCUGAGGGGUGUGCGGCGAGCAGCUAGGCCCCGUCCAAGCUCUCCCCUGCAGAUGGAGGCAGUUAGCCUGGUCCUCUUGGUGCUGGGCCUCCUGCUGCUGCCUCUCUUGGCCGUGCUGCUGAUGGCAUUGUGUGUGCGUUGCCGAGAGCUGCCAGGUGAGUGUGGGCUGGUGGGGUGUCCAGGUGCUCAGACACACCGACAGGGAUCCUCAUCCCACGCCCCAACUCCUUUGUCCCUCUUUGACUUUGGAGUCGCCGAGAGCCCCGUACUCCAUCACCCUCUGCCCUCGUCAGCCCCUUUUGCUGCCUCACGGGCCCUCUCUUCCUCAGGCUCAUAUGACACUGCUGCCUCUGAUGGUUUGACCCCAAGUAGCAUCGUGAUCAAACCGCCUCCCACGCUCGCCCCCUGGCCACCAGCCACUUCCUACCCGCCUGUGCCCUACCUGCUCCAGAGCCAGCCAGACCUGCUCCCCAUCCCGAGAUCCCCACAGCCCCCCGGAGGCUCCCACCGCAUGCCGUCUUCCCAGCAGGACUCAGAUGGCGCCAGCAGCGUGGCCAGCUACGAGAACGAGGAGGCAGUCUGUGAGGAUGCGGACGAAGAUGAGGAUGAGGAAGACUAUAACAACGAGGGCUACUUGGUCGUGCUUCCUGACAGCGUCCCGGCCGCUGGCGCCGCCGUCCCCCCAGCUCCCGUGUCCAGCAACCCUGGCCUCCGAGAUAGCGCCUUCUCCAUGGAGUCGGGGGACGAUUACGUGAAUGUUCCCGAGAGUGAGGACAGCGCGGAGGUGUCUCUGGAUGGGAGCCGGGAGUAUGUGAACGUGUCCCAGGAGCUGCCGCCCGGGGCGAGGAGCAAGGCUGCCGGCCAGAGUUCCCAGGAGGUGGAGGGUGAGGAAGCUCCAGAUUACGAGAACCUCUAGAUCCACUGAAGGCCCGGUGAGAGGCCCGCCCGGCCUGGCCCUGCCCUGCCCUGCCCUGGACCUGCGGGCCCUGGGCCCUCCCCGCCCUCUCCUCUCUGAGUCUGGGGCCUCUGUGACCGCCACCGACCUCCUGACCUUGUACCCCUCCCUCUGUCCCUGUCCCGCUGUGUUUCAGUGAGAGGCCUUGCCGGGUCUGGAGCCAGCCUUGCCUGGGAGUGCUGAGCUAAGCAGCCGGCAGUGGCUCUGUGGGCCCCCACUUGGCACCCCGCCCCGUCUCCAGCCUGACAACAGCCUGAGGACUUUCCCCCUAACUUAUUGUCACUUCGGGGUCCCGUCUGUGUGGCCCCAGUACUCUGCACCUUCUGACGCAGCCUGAGAACGAGUCACCCUGACCCCAGCCCUGCUCCGUAACAGAAUAAAGGCUGCUGUGGUCUGUAGUGCUCUUAGCUUUGGGGGGCCCAGUGGGUCGGAGUCAGGGUGAGGGUGGGCUGUGUCCGAGGUCCUGAGUGUGUGUGUGUGUGUGUGUGUGCGUGUGCACGUGUGUGUGUUUAUGGGUCUCCAUCCUCGCAGACCCUCUGCGCUCUCGAGGGUCCUGACCAGGUGUGUAUGAGUGACUGAACAAAGCCUGGGACACGUCACCUUCUGAGUGAGGCAGUUCUGAGCCCGGCUGGCACUCCUGGGGCUCAGGUGCGUGUCCUCGUGAGAUAGUCCUUGGAAGUGGCAGACGACGGCCGAGGUGAUGGGAGAACAGGGCUUGGGGAAGCUCUGGGUGGGCGUCUAGAGCAAGACCCUUCCCCACCGGCCCCUGGUUUCUCCAUCUUUAAAACAAAGGGGUGGACUUGAUGACCUCAAAGGGCUUUCUUUUUUAAAAAAUUAAUUAAUUAAUGUUUGGCCGCAUUGAGUCUUUGUUGCUGCUCACGGGCUUUCUCUAGUUGAGGCGAGCGGGGGC